AUGCCUCGCCCCACUGCCACCCAAUCAUUACACAUGGACCACUCACUGCCACUCAACAUGUACGACGACAUGGAUGCAUUCUUGGAUAUGGAAGCACUGUACGUCUAUGACGAAACAGAGCAGUACUUGGACACUGCCAGCUCAUCUGAGUCAACGAGCCCCAUUAUCUCAACCUUUGACAUGACCUUUGUAAACGACUUCAAUGGCACCGACCAAGGCAUUUAUCCUAGCCCAAUGAGCUCCUCCCGCGAUACAGCAUCACCUCAGCCUACCAUGGAUGAGAAAGCUGGAACAACCAAGGGCCCAGCCAAGAGAAAGCGUGAAAAUCGUUACAAGAAUGCGCCCCCUUCGGUGCUCUCACGUCGUCGAGCACAAAACAGAGCCUCACAAAGAGCAUACCGCGAGCGCAAAGAUCAGCGCAUAAAGGAUCUCGAGGUCAUGCUCUCAGACCAGAAGCAGAAGAAUGACUCCCUUAGCCAAGCCUACUCUGCCCUCCACGCCGAGUUCCUCAAGAUUCGGGGAGCGCAAGCGAGGUCGGCGCAACAACAGCAACAUCAACACAUGCCGCGACACCCAGCCGCGCCGGCAAUGGCUUACGAUCCGACGGCCGCCGCCCACAUGGGCAUGUCGUCACACCCAGGCGCGAUGGAAUUCGCGGACAACAUGUUCAUGUUUCAGGAUAUGCAGACUUACACCCUCUAA
This is a messenger RNA of Colletotrichum lupini, 702 nucleotides long. Its product is annotated as bZIP transcription factor. Lineage: Eukaryota; Fungi; Ascomycota; Sordariomycetes; Glomerellales; Glomerellaceae. Bases 1 to 702 code for a protein of 233 amino acids. Gene Ontology annotation, cellular component: RNA polymerase II transcription regulator complex. The record is from RefSeq and is a predicted model, not a curated record. The transcript is spliced from 3 exons. Gene Ontology annotation, molecular function: DNA-binding transcription activator activity, RNA polymerase II-specific; transcription cis-regulatory region binding.